GCGGAGGAGUGACGUCGGUGCGCUGGCAAGCUUCCGUACCUGCCUUGCCUGCCUCGGAACAACACCUGUGCCUACUUACAUAUCCCUGCACUCUCGAUCAUCUUCUUCACACCUUUGCAUCUCUUUCGACUAGCUCGUAAUCUCUCACCCUCCUCAUCAAAUCCGUCAGAAUGUCCUCCGACUCCUUCGCCGCCCUCCGAAAAGGCCUCGGGCCCGAACUGGGCGCAUUAGCAGAGGAGCAUAUGAAACACGACCCCAGCCUCCAGCAAUCCGACCGCGAUGCUCUACGAAGCGCCGCCUCCACCCUCAGCACCCACGUCAGCAUCGGCUCCGUCCUCGGCCUCUCCCUCGCAGUCUUCGCCGCCUACCGCCUGCGCUCCGCCCGGAGAGCCAUGUUCAACACCUUCCGCGCCAGCGAGCAGCCCACUGCCGUCAAGUUCGCCAAUGGAAGGGAAGAGGUCCUGCCCGAUUUGACCAAAGUCAUGCGCCCGAGUACGCUGGGCGACGUGGCCACAUACACCCUGUUGGGUUUCGGAGGAUUGUUCUUGGGUGGGGAGACGGGAGUGUUGACCGGAACAUUAAGCGCGAGGAGAACGAUUGGUGCCGAUCGGGAGAGUCGGGAGAGGAUUGAGAAGGCGUUCAAGCGGUUCCGAGCGGAUGUUCUACGAAAACAGGCCGAUGCCUUGGAUCAACAGCAGGGCUCGUGGCUAUGAGAGCAUAAUUUAGUGAAAGCGAAAUGAUGGGUCAUUCCUCACUCACUCUGUAUAUUCAUUCGAGUUGCACGUGCCAAUGCCGUGUCAGCUACUGUAUAAAAGAUUCCAAGGAAGACCACUUCUUUCCCAGACAUUCAAACUCGUGUUUCUUCGUUACAGCU
This is a messenger RNA of Neohortaea acidophila, 874 nucleotides long. RefSeq lists its product as uncharacterized. The transcript is spliced from 4 exons. NCBI's taxonomy places the organism in Eukaryota, Fungi, Ascomycota, Dothideomycetes, Mycosphaerellales, Teratosphaeriaceae. The coding region runs from base 171 to 713 and encodes 180 amino acids. The record is from RefSeq and is a predicted model, not a curated record.